AUGGCACUACUGAUAGUACUGAUUACCUGUUUUGUGAUUAUUUUUGCUACUUCCCAGCCUUGCCAGACCCCUGAUGACUUUGUGGCUGCCACUUCUCCAGGGCAUAUCAUGAUUGGAGGUUUGUUUGCCAUUCAUGAAAAAAUGCUGUCCUCAGAAGACUACCCCAGAUGGCCAGAAAUCCAGAAGUGUGUCGGCUUUGAAAUAUCAAAUUUUCUUCAAACUCUUGCCAUGAUACACAGCAUUGAGAUGAUCAAUAAUUCAACACUAUUAUCUGGAGUCAAACUAGGGUAUGAAAUCUAUGACACUUGCAUAGAUGUCACAGAGGCAAUGGCAGCUGCUCUGAGGUUUCUCUCUAAGUUCAACUGCUCCAGAGAAAUCGUGGAGUUUAAGUGUGACUAUUCCAGAUUCAUGCCAAGGGUUAAGGCUGUCAUAGGUGCUGGCUACUCAGCAAUAACCAUGGCUGUCUCCCGGAUGUUGAAUUUACAGCUCAUGCCACAGGUGAGUUAUGAAUCAACUGCAGAAACCCUAAGUGACAAAAUUCGCUUUCCUUCAUUUUUACAGACUGUGCCCAGUGACUUCUACUAAACUAAAGCAAUGGCCCACCUGAUUCAGAAAUCUGGAUGGAACUGGAUUGGCAUCCUAACCACAGAUGAUGACUAUGGACGACUGGCUCUCGACACUUUUGCAAUUCAGACCUCAACAAAUAAUGUGUGCAUAGCCUUCAGAGAAGUUCUCCCAGCCUUCCUCUCAGAUAAUACCAUUGAAGUCAGGAUCAGUCAGACACUUGAGAGAAUCAUAGCAGGCCAGGUUAAUGUCGUUGUGGUAUUUCUGAGUCAGUUCCAUGUUUUCAAUCUCUUCAGUAAAGCCACUGAAAGGAAUAUAAAUAAGAUCUGGAUUGCUAGCGAUAACUGGUCAACGGCCACUAAGAUCACCACCAUUCCUAAUGUUAAAAGGAUUGGCAAAGUUGUGGGGUUUACCUUUAGAAGAAGGAAUAUGUCCUCUUUCCAUUCCUUUCUUCAAAAUCUGCAUGUUCCCAGUGAUAAUAACAAGCCCUUAAAUGAAUAUGCCAUGCAAGGCUCUGCCUGUGCAUAUACUAAGGACAGUGAUCUGAGUCAAUGCAUUUCCAACUAUUCGCAGGGGACUUUGGCCUACAAGGCUAACGAGGAUAUAGAAAGGAACUUCUCGCUGAGAAAUGACUUCCUGUGGGAUUACACUGAGCCAGGACUUGUUCACAGUAUUCACCUAGCAGUGUUUGCCCUUGGUUAUGCCAUUCAGGAUCUGUGCCAAGCUCGAGAGAGUCAGAACCCCAAUGCCUUUUAACCAUGGGAGUUACUUGAUGUACUGAAAAAUGUGACGUUCACAGAUGGAGGGAGUUCAUUUCAUUUUGAUGCCCAUGGAGAUAUGAAUACUGGAUAUGAUGUUGUGCUCUGGAAGAUCAACGGCCACAUGACUAUUGCCAAGAUGGCACAAUACGACCUGAAGAAUGAUGUCUUCAUUGUCACAGACCAAGAAACAAAAAAUGAGUUCAGGAAUCUUAAGCAAAUUCAAUCUAAAUGCUCCAAGGAAUGCAGUCCUGGGCAAAUGAAGAAAACCACAAAAAGUCAACAUAUCUGCUGCUAUGAAUGUGUGAACUCUCCUGAAAAUCUCUAUAGUAAUCAGACAGAUAUGGAUCACUGCCUUUUAUGCAGUAGCAAAACUCACGGGGCCCCUGUAAGGAGCACAGUGUGCUUUGAAAAGGAAGUGGAGUAUCUCAACCGGAAUGACUCCUUGGCUAUCCUGCUCCUGGCCCUCUCUCUACUGGGAAUCAUAUUUGUUCUGGCCAUUGGCAUAGUAUUUACAAGAAACCUGAACACACCCAUUGUGAAAUCAUCUGGGGGAUUGACGGUCUGCUACGGAAUCCUCUUCUGUCAUUUCCUCAACUUUGCCAGCACAGGCUUUUUCAUUGGAGAGCCACAAAACUUCACGUGUAAAACCAGGCAGAAGCUAUUUGGCGUGAGCUUUACUCUCUGCAUCUACUGCAUUUUGAUGAAGUCCCUGAAAAUUGUGCUAGCCUUCAGCUUUGAUCCCAAGUUGCAGAACUUCCUGAAGUGCCUCUAUAAACCGAACCCCAUCAUCUUCACUUGCACGGGUAUCCAGGUUUUCAUUUGCACACUCUGGCUCAUCUUUGCAGCACCUGCUGUGAAAGAGAAUGUCUCCUUGCCCAGAGUCAUUAUUCUGGAAAGUGAGGAGGGAUCUAUCCUUGCAUGUAGCACCAUGUUGUGUUAUAUUGCCAUCCAGGCCUUCAUUUGCUUCAUAUUUGCCUUCAAAGACAGAUAGUUACCUGAGAAUUACAAUGAAGUCAAAUUCAUAACAUUGGGCAUGCUCAUUGACUUCAUAGCUUGGAUCACAUUCAUCCCUGUCUAUGCUCCCACAUUUGGCAAAUAUUUGCCAGCUGUGGAGAUCAUCGUUGGUUUCAUUUCUAACUAUGGGAUCCUAUGUUGCACAUUCUUCCCCAAAUGCUAUGUUAUUCUUUGUAGGCAAGAGACUAACGCUAAAUGUGCCUUUCUCAAGAUGAUUUGCAGCUACUCCUCCCACAGUGCAGGCAGCCUUGCCAUGAGCCAUGUUUCACUGGGUGCCACUAACAGCAAUGUCAUAACAACCAAUACCAGCUCUGCGGGCAGGUCUGCAGCCUGGCAGAAAAGCGAAGAUCUUCAGGCACAAGCAUCUGCACACAUAUGCAGACAAAAUGUUCCAUGUGUAUCUAAAGCUUUGCCUCGAAAAAGAAUCUCAAGUGUAUGA
Physeter macrocephalus (sperm whale) is the source of this 2778-nucleotide messenger RNA. It is a transcript of the gene GPRC6A, whose product is annotated as G protein-coupled receptor class C group 6 member A. The record is from RefSeq and is a predicted model, not a curated record. Gene Ontology annotation, molecular function: G protein-coupled receptor activity. Gene Ontology annotation, cellular component: plasma membrane. Gene Ontology annotation, biological process: G protein-coupled receptor signaling pathway. Lineage: Eukaryota; Metazoa; Chordata; Mammalia; Artiodactyla; Physeteridae.